AUGAAGGCACCUAGGCAUAUGCAAGACGAUUCAACAGCAGUAGUGGAGCAAUUGGAAACGAUCGACUUAAGUGGUGACCCCUCUGUCCAAAGGCCGAUCUCCAUCAGCGUUCACUUGACAGGCAAAGAGAAUGAAGAUUUAACUUGUCUAUUAAAUGAGUUCAAAGAUGUGUUCGCUUGGAGCUAUGAAGAAAUGUCCGGUUUGGAUCCAAACUUAGCGAGUCACACUUUGAAUAUUGAGCUAGGUACGAAACUUGUUGUUCAACCAAGAAGGAAUUUUCAUCCUGAAGUUGAAAUGCAUAUCAAGGUGGAAAUUGAGAAGCUUUUAGCCGAUGGAUUCAUCAAACCGAUCAAGCAUCCAACCUGGAUAGCAAAUGUAGUCCCAGUUUAA
Messenger RNA from Prunus armeniaca (apricot), 390 nucleotides. NCBI's taxonomy places the organism in Eukaryota, Viridiplantae, Streptophyta, Magnoliopsida, Rosales, Rosaceae. The record is from the annotation of a GenBank genome assembly.